AGCGCGAGCGGCGCCGUCACAAAAGGAAGUGGCGGCGGCGGGGCCGUCAGCGCGGGGAGGGGCGGGGGCGGCACCGGCACCACCGGCACCGGGAGCGGCACCGGGAGCGAGGAGGCGGCCGCGGCGGGGGCCGCGCCGCGCCAUGGCCCAGCAGCAGAUGAGCAGCUCGCAGAAGGCGCUGAUGCUGGAGCUGAAGUCGCUGCAGGAGGAGCCGGUCGAGGGCUUCCGCAUCACCCUGGUCGACGAGUCCGACCUCUACAACUGGGAGGUGGCGAUCUUCGGGCCCCCCAAUACGCUCUACGAAGGCGGGUACUUCAAGGCUCACAUUAAAUUUCCUAUCGACUAUCCUUAUUCACCACCUACCUUCAGAUUCCUGACCAAAAUGUGGCACCCCAACAUUUAUGAGAAUGGAGAUGUAUGUAUUUCAAUUCUUCACCCACCUGUAGAUGACCCACAAAGUGGAGAGCUACCAUCAGAGAGGUGGAACCCUACCCAAAAUGUCAGGACUAUCUUACUGAGUGUAAUCUCUUUGCUUAAUGAGCCCAACACAUUCUCCCCAGCCAAUGUGGACGCAUCAGUCAUGUUCAGGAAAUGGAGGGACAGUAAAGGAAAAGACAAGGAGUAUGCCGAAAUCAUAAGGAAACAGGUUUUGGCUACCAAAGCUGAGGCAGAGAAGGAUGGUGUGAAGGUCCCCACUACACUGGCAGAGUACUGCAUCAAAACUAAAGUGCCUUCCAAUGACAACAGUUCAGAUUUGCUUUAUGACGACUUGUAUGAUGACGACAUUGAUGAUGAAGAUGAGGAGGAGGAGGAUGCCGACUGUUACGAUGAUGAUGAUUCUGGCAACGAGGAGUCGUGACCUGCUCCCUCUAUGCCCCUGUACUGCCCUGCCGACUCAGGCCAGAAGGGAGCAGCGGUAACCUAGCAGCAGUCCAGCAAAAAAGUGGGGGGGGGGGGGGAAAAAACAAAAAAAAAAAAAAAACAAAACAAAAACAACCAAAAAAAAACCCAACACAAAACUUUGUCUCCUGCUGUCUCCUGUUGUAUGGAUCUGUUCGCUCCUUUUUUAUGGACCUCUUAGAGACCCUCCACAGAAUGUCUGAAUUCUUGCAUUCUUAACCCUUUCAUCACUGUAUUACAAUUUCUUUUUAAAAAAGAAACUCCCCUUUUCACUUCUCUAUGAAAUGCUCACAGCAAAACAGGUUUGCUCGUUUUUAGAUUCUUGAAUGAAAUGCAGUCUUGCAUUGAGAUGUUUUAUGUAUUUAAAGCUGGAACAAACUCAUUGGAAGCUGGGUUUUUUGGGAGCUCAAAGUGCUGCAUUUACUGGGAGGAAAAAAAAAUCCCCACGAAGCAAAUUGCCAAGGUUUAGCUGCUCCAUUUACAAUAAUAGCGUGUGUACAUUCGUUUAGCCUUGUGGUGGUGGCUUUUCCUUUAUAAGGUGUGGGGCGGAGAGUGUAAAGCUACUGUGUGUUGAGCUUGAUGGGAUGUCACUGAAAGGUACAGUAUUCCUUUUCAGCCUGCUAAGUUAGGAAAUAGCUGGCCCCUGGAGCCCCAGAGGGCACAAUCAGCUUUGUCUCUGGAAAAGGCUUGUGAUAUGAACCCUAAAAUAAACACUUAACACUUUCACAUCUGUA
Sturnus vulgaris (Common starling) is the source of this 1634-nucleotide messenger RNA. RefSeq names its product ubiquitin conjugating enzyme E2 R2 (gene UBE2R2). Lineage: Eukaryota; Metazoa; Chordata; Aves; Passeriformes; Sturnidae. The record is from RefSeq and is a predicted model, not a curated record.